This is a messenger RNA of Pecten maximus, 2049 nucleotides long. RefSeq lists its product as uncharacterized. The record is from RefSeq and is a predicted model, not a curated record. The coding region runs from base 424 to 1839 and encodes 471 amino acids. The transcript is spliced from 4 exons. NCBI's taxonomy places the organism in Eukaryota, Metazoa, Mollusca, Bivalvia, Pectinida, Pectinidae.
AAAGGUUUUGAAUAAGAAUGUCAAACUUAAUCAUUACUAUUUUAUGGGAAGCGUAAUUGGUGUUAAAAUUUAGCUAGUAAACCUCACAGCAUUUACCUUCAUUUGCCCUGAUAGUAACAAAUCGUAUGUAAGGAUUAUAAAGAAAGUUCGCCUUAAGAGACUGUUUCAUUUCAUAUAGGCCUACUACGUAAAGUUAAGGUUAAGGUGAUUUCAACGAAAUAAUUAUAGGUUUUCAACAAAACAAAAUUCAGUAAUAUUUCUAUUAUCUUCAUGCAAGUUUAGAAGUUUUCAUUGUAUAGACGUAAAUAUUACCAAUCGUUAGCACACUUCACUUAUAUUUAUCUACAGUAUACCAUUUAAAUAAAGUAAUGGAGGAGCACAUACUAUAACUGUUCUAUAAAUCUCCUUUCAGAUUUAAUAAUCAUGGCGGCACCACCCAUCCUUCCCCCUGGAGGACUCCUUGAAAUCGUCUUCUCCUUUGAUACUACUGGAUCCAUGUCCUCCAUACUUGAGGAGGUACAGGGAAGGCUACAGGACAUGAUUCAGCACCUCCAGGCGGAUAUUCCCGGCAUCAGAAUUGGUGUCAUAGCCCAUGGCGAUUACUGUGACGACAAAGUCUUCUACUUGACCAAGGAACUUGACCUCUGUACAAACGUUGUAGAACUUUGUAACUUCGUGAAGGGUGUGGAAGGAACUGGUGGCGGAGAUGAAGACGAAUGUUAUGAAUUAAUUCUCCGAAUGGUCCGACAAAAUUUCUCAUGGACACCAACAUCACAGAAAAUCCUGGUCAUGAUUGGAGACGCCAAACCCCAUGAACCUGAAUAUGAACUGAAUGUUGAUAACAUUGACUGGAGAGCAGAAGUCAAUGAUCUUCACAAUAUGGGUGUGAAAAUAUAUGGUGUCCAGGUGUUUGAACACCAAGAUGUUGAGGACUUCUACAAGACGAUUUCCACAAACACAGAAGGACAUUUUCUCAAACUGAGCGAAUUUUCCAACAUCUGUGACUUCCUCAUGGCUAUCUGUUAUCGGGAGAGGGGCGAAGAUCUAUUUUCUGGCUACGAAGCCGAGGUCCGAGGUCGAUAUGGGUCAGGUGGUAUUAACAGAGACCUAGAGGGAUUAUUUGGAACUCUGAGGAAGGCCGAUUCUGGUACAAGUGACAUUCACCCAGCCCCGCCACUUAUUUCACCAAUGUCAUCUACAACAACGACUGUUAUAAUGCCAACACCAAAGGUGACUCCUAUGAGGCCAAGGAUGAAUCCUAAGCGAAGGAACGCCACUGUCAGCAAUAUUAAGAACAAACUCAAGAACAAUGGUGAUGAUGCUGAUAUGAUUCCGAGAGAGAAAACAACGAAUAAAGCCUUCACGUGCAACUGUUUAAAUUGGUCGUCAUGGCGACUGGCGUACAUUCCAACAGACGUGAAUGAAGAAAAGACAAAACGUGGAUUCAGGCGGAACUUCAAGGGAGCAUGCCAUAGGCGUGUCCAAUUAUUCAGAGACAAUUACAAAUCAGCCCUCUAUGAGGUAGCAGUACAAACAAAGGCACGUGGAAAACGCCACGUGAUGUUCUCCAAGGUCAUUUCCAGUACUAUUGACAAUCGUGAAUGGGAAUACAAUCUUCUGUUUGGAGCGAAACAACGACUUCGCAGACAAAUAAAAAGUGUUGUCGAACAAGGCUGCAAAGUAUUUGUAAGAAGGGCAGUCCUGAGUAAGAAAUCCCUUGCUGAAGUGGACACUUUGGACAAAUAUAGUUACGCAUGGAACCUUCAAAAAGACACUCGUCAACACAGACGUGUCGUGAGAGACUUUUUAGUUAUUUCCGGUGAAUGUAUGGAGGAAUGAAUUUAAGAUUUGUGACACUCAUACUUAAGUGAUGAAAUAAGAAAUAUAUGAACAGCAUGUGAUAUCGAAGUAAAUUGCCAUUUCAUUAAUUUGAUUGCCCUUUCAUUUGUAUUUUGUAUUUGUUAUAUAAAUGUGUCAUAUGUAUGUAUUGUUCGUAUUACUCUUUACCUAUCUUGUUAUUGUUGUGUUUGAAAUAAACAUUAAUAUUGA